GAGACUUUUCAACUGCUCAUCCUCCUCCUUAUUGAGCCAAUUCAUCCUGUAAUAAAUCAUGGCAAGACCUUCCCUUCGAUUGCUUUCCCUAACCCUCUUUAUCUUGUAUAGUGCUGAUAUUACCAAGUCCACUGUCCCGACAAAUUUCAUCGAGGCCUCGUGUAGUGCCACCCGCCAUCCAGAGUUAUGUGUUAAAUCUCUCUCGAUCCAUGCCAAUGCUAUCCAAAAAAACCCAUACAUAUUGACCCAAACUGCCUUGACGGUGAGCUUGGCAUUAGCUGAAUCCACAAAGGCAAACAUGUUGAAGUUGACCAGCAUUAAGGGACUCAAGGCCCCUGAGUAUGGGGCCUUAAAGGAUUGUUUGGAUCAGAUUGAUGAUAGCGUGGACCGACUUAGCCAAUCAAUACGAGAGAUAGAGAAAUUGAGCGAAGCUCAAGGUGAGGAUUUCAUGUGGCACAAGAGCAAUGUCCAAACUUGGAGCAGUUCUGCGCUAACUGAUAUAAAAACUUGCGAAGAGGGGUUCUCAGGACAGACUUUGGAUGGAAAAAUUAAGGCUUCGGUACAAGGACAAGUUACUAAUGUUGAGCAACUUAUUAGCAAUGCACUAGCAUUAAUUAAACAAUGUGAAGCCAAACAUUGAACCAUUACCAUUGCUGUUACACAAAUUAUGGGGCAAUAUGUGAGAACGAGAAAUUUUAUAGCUAAAUAAGAAAAUAAUAAUUAUUGGUUCAUUGUGAUACUUAAUCAUUUUUCCUUUUGUUACUUCUUGGUGUUAGUAGUACUUUAACCCAAGAAGAAAUCCAAAGAAUUUUCUUUUAUUUUGUUGGUAAAUAAAAGGUAAAUUUGAAUUUAGCCUAUUGUUUGUAUUGUUAAACCAAUCCAAAUUGUAGAAUCCUCAAAUUCAAUAAAUACUUAUACUUAAUGUAAA
Camellia sinensis is the source of this 928-nucleotide messenger RNA. NCBI's taxonomy places the organism in Eukaryota, Viridiplantae, Streptophyta, Magnoliopsida, Ericales, Theaceae. The record is from RefSeq and is a predicted model, not a curated record.